Messenger RNA from Perca flavescens (yellow perch), 2154 nucleotides. RefSeq names its product YTH N6-methyladenosine RNA binding protein F2 (gene ythdf2). Bases 197 to 2107 code for a protein of 636 amino acids. Gene Ontology annotation, molecular function: mRNA binding; N6-methyladenosine-containing RNA reader activity. Gene Ontology annotation, biological process: mRNA destabilization. Gene Ontology annotation, cellular component: cytoplasm. The transcript is spliced from 6 exons. NCBI's taxonomy places the organism in Eukaryota, Metazoa, Chordata, Actinopteri, Perciformes, Percidae. The record is from RefSeq and is a predicted model, not a curated record.
UCGUGGGUUGACGAGGGCCGCCCAGCCAUGUUGAGGAGUCUGUCAAGCAAACUGCAGCCCGCCAUUGUGUAGAAACCAGGCUCUAUAGAGAGAUAGGGGCGCUUGGGUGAAACUCUUCAAUAGCUAGACCAAUUCUGCACCCUUACGCUUUUAUUUAGGAGUAAAUACAGUUACACAGACUCCGGGGGGGAAAGACAUGUCAGCCAGCAGCCUUCUUGAACAGAGACCGAAAGGCCAAGCUAAUAAAGUGCAAAACGGAGCUGUGACCCAAAAGGAUACCUUGAAUGACGAUGAGUUUGAGCCUUACCUGAAUACUCAGGCCAGACAGAGCAAUGCCUAUACGGCCAUGUCGGACUCGUACAUGCCCAGCUACUACAGCCCCUCCAUAGGAUUUUCCUACUCCUUAAAUGAGGCAGCAUGGUCCACAGGUGGGGACCCUCCUAUGCCUUACCUGGCCUCCUAUGGACAGUUGAGCAAUGGGGAGCCCCACUACCUCCCGGACGCUAUGUUUGGCCAGCCAGGCCCCCUGGGGAGCAAUCCUUUCCUUGGCCAGCACGGUUUCAACUUCUUCCCCAGUGGCAUCGACUUCUCGGCAUGGGGCAAUAACAGCUCUCAGGGACAGUCGGGGACACCGCAGAGCUCUGGCUACAGCAGCAGCUAUGCCUAUGCUCCCAGCUCACUUGGGGGUGCCAUGAUCGAUGGACAGUCCCCAUUUGCACCUGCUGCCAAUGAGCCCCUGAACAAGGCACCUGGUAUGAACAGCCUUGACCAGGGCAUGGCAGGGCUCAAGAUCGGUGGUGCCGCUCCUGGUGGUAAUGGGGACAUGGCUCCUAAGGUGGUUGGCUCUGGUUUACCUGGUGGGGGUCCCCUUGGCCCUGUAUCAUCUGUAGGACCUCCCAGCAUGCCUCCUGUCUCAAUUGCCCCUGCCAAGCCCGCCUCCUGGGCCGAUAUUGCCAGCAAGCCAGCCAAGCCUCAACCCAAGCUGAAAACCAAGGGUGGCAUGGCCGGUGCCAAUUUGCCUCCUCCGCCCAUUAAACACAACAUGGACAUCGGCACUUGGGACAACAAGGGCAACAUGCCUAAAGCUGCCACCCCACAGCAGGUGCCCCCUAUUCCCAGCAACGGGCAGCCGCCCAAUCAGGCUUCCCCACAGCCAGGAGCUACUGCUGUAGGGAACCCACAAAUGCCCCUCAGCAAUGGACAGCUGGUACUUCCUGUUUCCCAGAUGGGGCAGCAUCAGCUUCCACCCAGUGGGCAACCAGGUAUGGGUCAGAUGCCCCAGCCUCCUCUUUCCCAGGGUCCUCCUCCCAGCCAACAGCAACCAUCUCAACCUACUCGUUGGGUCCCUCCACGGAACCGGGCCAAUGGAUUUGGGGAUGGCAGUGGGAGUGGUACAGGCCAGUCACCUCCCACUUCGUCUGGUGUGGGUGUGGUUCCGGGAGUCUCCUCUGAGCCUCACCCAGUCUUAGAGAAGUUGCGCAUGGUCAACAAUUAUAACCCCAAGGACUUUGACUGGAAUCCCAAGCAGGGUAGAGUGUUUAUCAUCAAGAGCUACUCAGAGGAUGACAUCCACCGCUCCAUCAAGUAUAACAUCUGGUGCAGCACGGAGCAUGGCAACAAAAGGCUUGAUGCAGCUUACCGUUCAUUGGGUGGCAAAGGGCCGCUUUAUCUUCUGUUCAGUGUCAAUGGGAGUGGUCACUUCUGUGGCGUAGCAGAGAUGCGCUCACCCGUGGACUAUAACACGUCUGCUGGCGUGUGGUCACAGGACAAGUGGAAGGGUCGUUUUGAUGUGCGCUGGAUCUUUGUUAAGGACGUUCCCAACAGUCAGCUACGGCACAUUCGACUAGAGAACAACGAAAACAAGCCAGUGACCAACUCUCGGGACACACAGGAGGUACCACUGGACAAGGCCAGGCAGGUGCUAAAGAUCAUCGCUGGAUAUAAACACACCACUUCCAUCUUCGAUGACUUUUCUCACUACGAGAAGCGUCAGGAGGAGGAAGAGUGUGUGAAAAAGGUGGAGGUCCAAGGCAGUGAGCCAUAUCCCAGCAACCCAAGCAACAGGAGUCAUUACAGGCUGCAGGAGCGCCAAGGACGAGUCAAGUAACAGUUGGUGCUUUGGUCAAAAGACUGCAAUGCCCCCCUCCCCUCCCC